Molecule: messenger RNA, 3518 nt
Organism: Cutaneotrichosporon oleaginosum
Lineage: Eukaryota; Fungi; Basidiomycota; Tremellomycetes; Trichosporonales; Trichosporonaceae
Source: RefSeq, a predicted model, not a curated record
CUCCAUCCCAGAUCUUCCCGCGCUCUCAACGCCUCGUCACUCUCAACUCCCAACUCCAACUCUCUCACUACCAUGAGGACAUUGCAGGCCCUCAUGGCAUUUGCCCCUCCACGGCGGCAGAUGCGCUGGAUCAUGAUACUCAGCAUCUGCGCCGUCGUCAUGUUCUUCCUUUCAGAACAGAGGCAACUCCAUGCCAGCCCAACAGGAGAGACCUGGGACUGGGCAGACUUUCGGGACGGCGCCGUGGUGCCGAGCGUGCAUGACCUUGAUGGCUACGGGGGCGAGCAAGUGCACGCCUCAGCGAAAGGGCGCGUCCUUGUGACCGGUGGUGGAGGCAUGAUCGGCAAGCAAGUGAUAGCGCGUCUCCUGACGGCUGGGACGCCCAUCACAGUACUGGACAAGAUCUUCUUUGAAGACGAAUUGAUGGCGUUACAAAGGAAACACCCAAAGACCGACCUGCGCUAUGUGGAGGGCGACAUCCGUGACGCGACGGCGCUCGCUUCCGCCAUGACAUCCGACGUCGUCGGUGUGAUCCAUCUCGCCGCAGUAUCUCGCGUGCUAUGGUGUCUGGAGAACGAGAAGGACUGCGACGAUGUCAAUGUGCGCGGUACCCAACUUGUUUUAGAGGCCAUGAAGGGCGGGUGGUUCAUCCAGGCCAGCUCGCGUGAGGUGUACGGUAACCCCGAGAAAAUGCCUGUGCCAGAGGACACGCCACACAAGCCGGCCAACGUUUACGGCAGCUCGAAGGCCAGGGCGGAAGACGUGAUCACGUCGUAUGUUGCCAACGUCACAGCGAGCGGCACCAAGGAUAUCAAUGCCAUCAUGCUUCGCCUGUCCAACGUUUACGGAAGCGCGGCUGACCACCGCGAGCGUUUAAUCCCUGCCAUCAUGAGCAACGCGCUAGCGCACCGCCCCAUCCAGAUCGUCGGUGGUGAUCAGAACCUCGACAUGGUGAACAUUCGUGAUGUGGUUAACGGCUUUACUCUCGCUGUCAACAGGUUGAAUGAGAAGGCUAUGGGGCCUGAAAAGAAGCGCGGCGAAGUCGAGGUCUAUAAUGUCGGCACCGACAAGUCAACUUCAGCGAUGGAGCUCAUCCGCAAGAUUCUAUGGCUCACCAACUCAUCUUCGCCAGUACAGACCUUGCCCGGCGACAACCGCUUCCCCGAUCGCUAUGUAGGGAGCACUAAGAAGUCGUUAGAGGUGCUUGGAUUCAAAGCAGCUGUCCCUAUCGACGAAGGCCUCCACAGCCUCGCCCUCCAGUAUUUGGACGAGACAUUGCUCUACCUCCAGCGCAAGCAGCUGUCCCAAUGCACUGGGCGGCGAAAGUAUUCUGUCGACGACCUCCUAUUCCUGGAUGGUUGCUCUGGAGUCGUUGCGGCCGACCUCGAGGGCCAGCCGUUUUAUCCCUUUUACGACCAGGCGAAGGAUGAUAAGCCGGCAGAGUUCGGGUGGCGGGAUGGCGACGAGCCACAGGACUGGAAGUUUGAGAUCAAACCGCUCGGCAAGGGCGCCACCCUGCUGCUCACUCAACACAUCAAGGAGAAGAAGGACGACAAGGUCGUUCGGGAAUACGAUGUCAAUUUCCAGUCUUCUUCCGCCACCAACAGUCCGAACAGUACCAACCGAUUUGCGAUGGAGAUCGCUCCCGACUCCGGGUUCAUCAGCCUCACCCAGUCUAAUGGAUCUCCGCUUGUGCCAUGGGAUCCGCGUCCGCCUCCAGGAAGGCGAGACCAGAUGCCCGACCCUUCCAUGACCGACUUGGGCAAGUUCCGUUUCCGCAUCACACCUUUUUGCUGUCCCGGAAAGCCCGCGCCAUGGCCCUUCUUCCGUGACGACCCGCUGGCAUCAGCGAUCCUUGAUAUGCGCCUCGAGAACAAGCGCAUCUUCAACGCUUCGCAGAUCACAACGCUUUGUGAGCGACUGCAGGACGCGGAGAAGCUCGCCAAGUCCCGUAUUGAGGCGCUUAACACCGACCCGAGGCCCAUACAGUUGCAGCAGGCCCCUUUUCCCACCGGUCGCCCAGCAGACUGGCGCUUCCGUGACCGCGACGUGUGCACCAACCUUUGCGACCACCCGACAGUUUGCCUCGACACUGGCAAAUGUGCCUGUGCUCAGGCUGCUUGCUCUCGUCGUCUGCGCUUCCCCUUUGCCGACUUUGCCAACCUGCCGCAUCUCUCCUGGCCUCCUGAGAAGGCCUCGCUGGACUGGGACGCCGUAUUGAAGGCGGACCCAGCCGCUCUCGUCGCGCAGGUUGAGCGCUCGACGUGGCUUAACGUUUUGCACCCCGCUGCACGUCGUUAUCUGAGCAGCAAGCCUGCCUGGCCCAAGGCUAACGUGACUUUCAUGCCUGAUGACGAGGAGAAGGCGUACAAGAACGACCCCGAGAAAUACGAGAAGAUCCAGACGGAGUGGCACGGAUGCUUUAGCGCGGAUAGCGUCCUGGAGCGCGGCACGCGACUCAUCAGCCAUAAUUACGAGAAGGGCGACCUCGUCUUCAUGCCUCACUACUCAUACACCCUGCGUUUCCCUCCGAUCGGCGAUUGGGUUACCAACGCUCUUGAGCAUCACCUCCCCAAGGACUUUGACACAGCAGACAUGAUCGUUCCGUUCACCUUUGAUUGGGGCCGCUGCCAGACCAUCCUCCACAAUCUCUUCCGCGUUCGUGACUGGAGCAAGACGGCCAAAGAGGUCGUCCGCACCUCUUCUUGGCAGCCCAUGGGAGACACGAACUCGCCUUGCUACUUCAUGGACCAAGAUGUGGUCGUUCCCGCCCGAACAUGUCUUCAGGAGAAUCUCCGUGAAACAUUUGGUGACAUGCUCAACGUCAUGCCGGCGCGCCUGCGCUCAACUCUCGUGCACUUCAAGGGAUCUCCUAACGGAGCUGGCGCGUCGGUCCGCAACAAGCUGGUGUGCGAGCGCCCAUGGCGCAAGGACACUCGCGGCAUGAAGCUCAAGGGUGCCGAGAAGCUCAAGACGUACUGGGGCAGCCUGCGCCCCUCGUUGGUGCGGCCUGCUUCUGAGCCCAACCCGGCCAAGGACUAUAUGGAAACGAUCGGCGACUCGAUCUUCUGCCCGGUGCCCCGCGGUACAACGGGCUGGGCGACGCGUACCAUCGAUGUCGUUUAUGCUGGCUGCAUUCCUGUUCUGCUCGGCGACCAGACUCACCACCCGUUCUGGGACAUGCUCGACUGGUCGAAGUUCUCCGUGACGAUCAACGACUUCGAGGUCGAGCGGACCGAACAAAUCCUGACCUCAUAUACAUGGGAGGAGGUCCAGCGCAUGCAGACCAACCUCAUGCUCAUCCGCGACGCGUUCCUCUACCCGAACGAAGGACACAUGAAGGACAACCUUGAGGAGCGUGGGCCAUGGUUCUACGCGAUCCACUCCACAUGGCUGCUGCAAAACACCAAGUUCCCCACUGUGAACGACAAGUAAAAUCUCCUGCAUAUUCAUCAUGUUGCCGUUAGAGGGGCAGCUAGUUGUACUACUACCAUAUCAUGCACUGCCUGAAUUGAUCG